Caenorhabditis briggsae is the source of this 366-nucleotide messenger RNA. Bases 1 to 366 code for a protein of 121 amino acids. The transcript has a single exon. Gene Ontology annotation, molecular function: G protein-coupled peptide receptor activity. The record is from RefSeq and is a predicted model, not a curated record. Lineage: Eukaryota; Metazoa; Nematoda; Chromadorea; Rhabditida; Rhabditidae.
AUGAUUGGAAUUGAAAUAUGUGAUUUGAUAGUUUUGUCUGAAAACGUUUACGAAAGAGUUCAAGGAUACUGGUUCUAUGGGUCUCACAACUUGUGCAUCAAUAAGUAUAAUUAUUGGAACAUGUACCCAUUAUUUAUUGGAGAUUUUCUUCAAGCUGUUUUCGAAAAAUCAUCUUUCGGGCUUGGAGUAUUCUUAGCGUUUACAAGAUUACUUAUCAUGAAAGCCGGUGGAACGACGUUGAAAAUCUCUAAACCACUGUUCGGCUACUUUCUCAUACUGGUCAGUUUGAGCUCUGUUCAUAAUUUAUAUUAUUAUCGUGGAUACAGUAUCAUCCAAAUCGGUAUUUGGGAACCGGAAGAUACGUAA